GGUCCACCUCCCUCUCUCACUCACUCAGUGCCCGGGUUGGAUUUACGCACAGCAGCGCAGCAGAGAGGGAGAGAGUUUUGGGGGGAAAAAAACUUGAUAAACUCUCCGCUGCGUGACUCCGCCAUGGACCAGAUGAUUGCGCGCUGCGAACAAACUCCACGGGGAAUCGUGAUUUCUCUGUGAAGUUCCUCCUCCACCUCCUCCUCCUCCACAGCAGCAGAAGAAGAGAGAUCUGUUUUUCUUUCUCCCCCCUAAGAGGAACCUGAACCACGACAGACUCGUAGAGAUGUUGCGCGCAAGAUGCGUCCUGGCGUGCGCCCUCCUCGCCUUUGUGCCGGCGGCGCGCGGCGCAGGGCGCGCGGCGGCGGCGACGCCGGCGGACGGUCUCGGCUUCCUGGAGAACAUCCUGCACUUCUACGGCGAGAACGCGUCGAUCUCCACGCGGGACCUGGAGGAUCUGCUGCUGCUGAUCUCGGCCCGCAGGUCCGACACGGUCGAGGUGGACAACCCGCUGGCGAACCAAGAGUGUCCCUCGGCAGAGCAGAUCUUGUCCCACUUCGGGUUCAGUAAUGUCAGCCAGCUGACCGUGGGACACCUGGGGAGGAUCUGUCCCGCCGUGUUGACCCAGGUGCUGCUGCCCUCCUGCCCCUACACCUCCAAGAUCGUGCUGUCUCCCGACUACUCUGUUUGGGGUUACGGGUUUCUGGCGGUCACCGUGAUCAACUUCGCGUCGCUGCUCGGCCUCCUGCUGAUUCCCUUCACCAAGAAAUCGUACUUCCCCAAAGUGCUGACCUACUUCAUCGGCCUGGCCAUCGGGACGCUCUUCUCCAACGCCGUGCUGCAGCUCAUACCGGAGGCGCUGGGUUUUGAUCCCAAAGCCGAUAACUACGUGGCGAACGCAGUGGGAAUAUUCGGCGGCUUUUAUCUCCUGUUCUUUGUGGAGAAGGUCCUGAAACUGUGUCUGCGGAUGGACCAUGAGCUCGGCCACAGCCACUUCACUCCCGCGGAGCUGCCUCAAGAAAACUCCCUUCACAACGGCGGCAUGGCGGAUAUGAGCGACUCCAUCAUUUUGUCUGGCAUUAGCACCGUCACCUUAGACAAGAGCAGCCUGACCUCAGAGCUUCCACAUCCAAAGGACGGCCAGGGCUGCGGCGUGGCGUGCCACUGGCUGCGCGGGAAGCAAAUGACCAGCAUCAAGACGGUGGCGUGGAUGAUAACGCUGAGCGACGCGCUGCACAACUUCAUCGACGGCCUGGCCAUCGGGGCGUCGUUCACCGUGUCCAUACUGACGGGCUUCAGCACGUCCACGGCGAUUGUGUGCGAGGAGUUUCCCCAUGAGCUGGGUGACUUUGUGAUCCUGCUGAACUCCGGCAUGAGCAUCCCGCAAGCCAUUUUCUUCAACCUGCUGUCGGCGUUGUCGUGUUACGUCGGCCUCGUGUUUGGCAUUCUGCUGGGGAGCAACUUUGCCCCCAACGCAAUCUUCGCCAUCGCGGGAGGAAUGUUCCUGUAUAUCGCGCUGGCAGACAUGUUUCCCGAGAUGGACAGCAUCGCCCGAGACCAGAAAGAAACUUCCGCCAAGAUCGUCUUCUUCCUGAUCCAGAACGCAGGCCUGCUGACCGGCUUCACCAUCAUACUGCUGAUCACCAUAUUCGCAGGGCACAUCAACCUGGGUUAGAGGAGAGGAGGGGAGGACAAACUGGAAUCAACAUCGUCAUGAGCUGCUGGGAGGGAGAGUGAAUGUGAAGUGAAUGUUUUGUACAAACGGAAAAUCCCUAAAAUGUGUUAAAACGUUUUUUAUUUGUUAUUUUUGACUAUCGAUUUAGUGGAAUGUUUACUCUGUAAAAGGGAAAAAAAAUCUUCACAAUCAUUUCCUGUAUGAGAUACAGACGCAUUUGUUUUAAGGGGACAAUAAAUUAUUUUUACAGUCGUCACACGUAUUGAAAUAUCUUUCGUUUAAAUUUAUUGUGGUGCUGCUUCUUAAACUUAUGCUGCCUUCACGCCUGUGGGAAUAUCCUACUUUCCACUAUGUGAAGUCGGAGAAUGUCACGUUAAAGCGUUUUGUUGUCAGAACGAAUUGAAAAAAAUUCCAUUUUAGAUGCUAUAAUAACUUUGUGCCGCACUAGCCGACUAUAGUGCAUUUGUUAUGGAUUGAACGUUAAAAUGGCAUUGAUCUAUAUCAAGUUAAGUUGAAUGGAUUACAGAUUAAAAUGUAUGUACACAAGCAACAGCUAAUAUUUGUUGCACUGUUAAAAAAAGAAAGAAUGACUUAUUAUCCAUUACUGAAUCUAUCCUCUUCUCCGCCAUGUUGAAAGGUUCUGGUCGCCCCCCAACUCGGGAACUCUGGUAUCAAAAUUAUCUCCAGAGUUUCCCCACUCGUAAUCACCACUUGAGGGGGGAGUUCACUUGCAAUUUCAAAGUCUGCAACUCGUAUUUACCAUAAUUCCGAUAGCACCUGAAGCCAGCAUAACUGCUGCGUUAUCGUGACAACACUCAGAGUUUUGACUGUUGUGGCAGCAGAGUUUGACCUCUAGGGUUUGUGACCUCGCCGACCGUCACUGGCUCUCGUUCAAGGUUAUGCAGCUGGAGUCUUACGUCGGCAUGUUUCCGAGAAUGUAUUUUGCUGUCUACAAAAUUUUAGAUACGGAAACUUUUUAUUAUUUUGAUGACACUUGGAAUGAUGCCUACUGUCGGACAAAAUACAACUUUUUUAAUGACUUUUCCAAUAUAUAGAAGAAGUAUUCCAAAAUACACAAACACAUGCAAAAAACCUGGAGGAGCACUGACUGUAUGAGCAGUAUAAUUAACCAACAUAGGAAAUAGGAAAUACCAAAGAGUACAGAUACUAUAAUAAAUGACAAUGGACUAGUUAUAUAAUUUGCAUUGCUCAUUUAUUUGCUUUUAUUGAUUACCAUUUUGUGUUUCAUCUGCCAGUAUGAAAAUCACUUUAUUUUUAAGAUUAAAUUGUGUAAUUUUUUUUUUUAUGAAGAGCCACAAAAUUGUACUUGGGGGUUCUAAACAUAAACAGUUCUUAAAUUUUUUUUAAUGUAAUAUUUGUGUUUUAUUUUUAUUUUAUGCUUUACAAUGUAUAAAGGGAAGCAGAGAUUUUAACAAUAUUGUGUGGAAAUGUUUAUUUAAUAAAAUGAAAAAUUCUAAAUUCUUAAGACAGGAAAGCAGCAAAACACACUUCACACACAAGUUAUGUCUAUUUAUACUCCCUGUCACGGUCCAGUCGUUGUUUGUUUUUUUCAAAUUAUUGGAUAAAUAAAUGAAUAAACUUA
This is a messenger RNA of Scophthalmus maximus (turbot), 3278 nucleotides long. RefSeq names its product solute carrier family 39 member 8 (gene slc39a8). NCBI's taxonomy places the organism in Eukaryota, Metazoa, Chordata, Actinopteri, Pleuronectiformes, Scophthalmidae. Gene Ontology annotation, molecular function: zinc ion transmembrane transporter activity. The coding region runs from base 287 to 1675 and encodes 462 amino acids. The record is from RefSeq and is a predicted model, not a curated record. The transcript has 8 exons. Gene Ontology annotation, biological process: intracellular zinc ion homeostasis; zinc ion import across plasma membrane. Gene Ontology annotation, cellular component: membrane.